CGAAUGCUAAUUCGCCUGAGAGAACGCACGAAGCCACCUAUCUACGCACGCCCGGUCGACCACUUUCAAACGGCCUUUCCAAAGAACCGAGUCUUCCCGGCAGCACCCGAGCAAACGGGCCAGGGAAGGCCGAGCGCCUUGGAACACCACGGCAUUUCUAUGCUUCCACAGCUGCCAACAGCAAAGGAGGGUGAAGGAGGCGUGGGCAACAUCACCAGUCACCCCCCGCACGUCCAGGGCCUGAAGCGCUCCAACAUGGUAGCUCUUCCCGACCACCUCAACGCCCACGACCAGCCAGAACGAGCGGGCAAAGGAACAAUCGAAGAUAAGAAAUUGGAGCACCAUAUGCAAGCAGGCAGAGGAGCAUAUUUACAGAGGGGUGCUUCUUCUCACCGGCAGCAACAUGAGCAGGGGAGCUACGGGAGGAGGAUCAGCAACUUGCACAAGAGCAGGCCCGCUGGGAGCUUGAGGACGAGCUUGAGGUCGAGGCCUGCUGGGAGCUCCAGCUCCAGGCGCUCAAGACGCAGGCGCGCGCAGGUCCUGGACGGCGGGAAGGGAUAGCGGCGGCGCAGGCCCUGGGUGGCGGGAGGGGAUACCAGAAGCGCAGCCCUGGGCUGGCGGGAGGGGUCACCGCGGGAGGGGAUAACGGCGGUGCAGCGCCAUUCAGUUGUGGAGCCGCCGCCCAUCGAGGUGAUCGCCGCGGAGGAGUAGGUGGCCGGCAGGUGGCGCAACUCGUCUCCGUGCGGGCGGCACAGGUGGGCAGGGGCAGCGAAGGUUCGCGCGGUGGCGCAGGUUGGCCGUCGUCGCGCGCUGGUCCCUGUGGGUGACGACGGUGGCUGGGGCGACCACGGUGCGCGCGGACGACGACGGAAGGAGGAAGAAGCGGAGGGGGCUGAUUAGCAUAAGUUUAAAAGAUGAAGGGUUUUUUGGAAAAUUGUAAAUGAACUAAGGUGUGGACAUCUUUUCCGAGACGAAGGGAGUAAGUGUUAAACCUAAAAUCUAAAAAGUGCAUACGCAC
This is a messenger RNA of Triticum aestivum (bread wheat), 1018 nucleotides long. RefSeq lists its product as uncharacterized. Lineage: Eukaryota; Viridiplantae; Streptophyta; Magnoliopsida; Poales; Poaceae. The transcript is spliced from 2 exons. The coding region runs from base 4 to 561 and encodes 185 amino acids. The record is from RefSeq and is a predicted model, not a curated record.